AGUCUUGUCAUGAACCGAUUUCAAGAAGUAUGGCCCAUAGUUUUGCUUUUAGCCUCAUUGAUAUCGAAUGAUAUUAAUUGAUUGAUUUCUUAUUUUUUUUUUUUUUUUUUUAGGUAUGAUUGCGUCAUUAAUGACGUCGAGCGUUUGCCAGGCUGCAUCUACGUGCCCAACUGGGUAUCGUCUCUCAGCAUCCGGGGAUUGUCAAGAUAUUAAUGAAUGUUUAGAAGGAGGACGACCUCAAUGUGGGCAGCUAUGCACCAACACGUUAGGUUCAUUUCAAUGUUCCUGUCUGGCAGGAUACACGAUAGAGACCGACAGAUGGUCAUGUUUUGUACAAGAUCCCAAACCCUCCAUCAUGUUCAGCCAUGGUCGAGCCAUCUCCAAGAUGAACGAAGGAGGAACGAAUCUCUUACCCAUCCUUCAAGAUGUCGGGACGGUUCACUCCUUUGAUUAUAACAUCAUGCAUGGUAGAAUCUAUUGGAUUGAUACAACGAGGAACGUGAUUGGCUGGUCGGGAUUGGACGGCAAAAAUAGCGAGAUAAUUAUUUCUAGGGACGUUGGUCGACUGGAGAGUAUAGCAGUAGAUUGGAUUUCACUUCGGAUUUACUGGUCGGACUCGUUAUUCAAUCAAAUUGAAAGCAGCAAUAUCUACGGAACAGAUAGAAAGGUUGUCAUUCAGACUGGUACUCGGACACCAUCGGCUAUUGUUCUGGAUCCAGUGGAAGGGUAUAUUUUCAUGAGUACAACGGGGCGUCGACAGAGAAUCCAAAGAGCAACGAUGGACGGUUCCGGUCAGACCUCGAUCGUCAAGACUGGACUGGAAGAUAUCAAAAGUCUCGUUAUCGACUAUGUAGACAGGCGCCUAUUCUGGUUGGACAAUGGAACUAGGAUGAUUGAGUCGAGUUACUACGACGGAAGUGAACGAGAGACUGUCAGAUCUGGAAUGAAUUCGGACUGCUACGGGCUGUCCCUGUUUGUUGAUCACAUCUACUGGACGAGGCUGACCGAUCAGACCAUCAGUCGAGCCAACAAGUACACCGGACAUGACAUGGUCAUAAUCACAACGACCUACCUGGAUUCGAACCCCCGGAGUAUUCACGUAGUGCAUCCGUACAGGCAACCACCUAUCAGUCCAACAGCUCGCCUCAACUGUACCACCCACGGAGAUUGCCGCAUCGACAUCGCAGAAGAGACUCUGCCCGAACCCAAACCCUUCCUCAUCUUCACCAAUCAACACAACAUCCAACGCAUCAACUUUGACGGCACGGACUACAUGCAGGUGGCCAACAGCGACAUGAUGAACCUCACGGCCCUCGACUACAGCCCGUCCGAGGAGAUGAUUUAUUUUGUGGAUGGGGGGAGGAGGGUCAUCGAGAGGGUCGGAAUCGACGGGAGGAAUCGGAAGGUCAUCCUGUCCGGACUGGGGAUCGUAAAUGGGAUUGCCCUCGAUUGGCUUCGCGGGAGACUAUACUGGACAGAUUCAGAGCGAAGGCACAUAGCGACUUGUAGUGUAUAUUCCUGCGAGCCAGAGGUCAUCGUCGAUACUGGCUUAAGAAACCCAACUGGUAUCGCUGUCCAUCCUUCAUUGAAUUUGAUCUACUGGACUGAUAUGGGCGCACCGGGCAAGAUCGAGGCAAUACGCCAUGAUGGCAGACACCGAGUAACCAUAGCAACGGAUAACAUAACCACGCCAAUCAGCAUCACCAUUGAUUAUAAGAACCAGCGAUUGCUCUGGAUCGAUUCAACAAGACAGGUGGUUGAAACAUCUAAACUAGACGGAACAGAACGUCGUGUAAUUACCGACACCCAUCUCGGUCAUCCUCACGGCAUCUCGGAGUUCCAGGAGUACGUCUGGUUCACAGAAUGGAACGAGGAUAUGAUUGUUAGGGUCAAUAAGGCGACGGGUGAAAUACGCGUCCGCCUAAGAGGGAGCAUGACUCGACCGACGGGGGUACAAGUAGUCCACCCUAGUAGGAGGGAAAUUUCAAGUAUCAACCCAUGUUCCGUAUUCAACGGAGGCUGUGAGCAAAUAUGCAUUCAGGCUCACGUUAAUCAAGUUGUGUGCUCUUGCAAUAGCGGCCACUGGCUACGCUCUGAUGGAACCACAUGCAAUCAAGACGAGUGCUGGACCAGGCAACAUAACUGCAGCGUCAACGCACUCUGUGAGGACGCGGAUCCAGGAUUUGUCUGCCGUUGCAAACCGGGAUUUAAAGGGGAUGGACAUACUUGCAUAGCACCGACCACACCCAGAUCAGAGUUGAUAGCCCCGCCCCACAUCUCCUACCCCUACAUACCCCCUAGCACCACGACAUCUGCAACCAGGAUGCUGAGUUUCUCGGAAGCCACUCACAGCGCCACCCGUCAUAGGGGUGGUGCCCCCCUGACGACACUGCGUAGCACCACAGUAGCAAAGUCCACCCUACCUCCAAAAGGUGGUAUACCCGGGGGUGUACCUCUGCCAGGUUCCCCCGGGGGUGUGCCCCUGCCAGGUUCCGCCGGGGGGAACCCAACCUAUAAAGGUGACGGCGGCGGUGGUGGACAACAGCCUGGCCUAGGUGCAGAAGGUACCGUCUCUAUGGUAACCGGUACGCGACAUCCCGAUGAUGUUUUGGCGAUCACAACCAGGUCGGGUCAUUUUGGGGAGUGCGGACCGGAAUAUCGUUACUUUUGUGUCAACGGUGGGAAGUGCACUUGGUUACGAUAUAUAGAGAAACCAGCAUGCAGUUGUCCAAGUGGCUAUGCGGGCGAGCGCUGUAUGUACGUAGAGCCAAACAUACCAGCUAAUGGUUUGAGUGGGGCGAUGGUGGCUGCCAUAUCAGUUGGAAUACUCGUCCCAAUCUUUCUUGUUAUUGUCGGCAUCGCCUGUAUCGUCCACCGGAGAAAAUCCAUGAUGCCUAAAACUGUAGACACAGAGAUCAGUUUGCAGUCUCUUGAUAGGCUGCAAAGCAGACCGAGGUGUGACGAACCCCAGAGCAAUACCUGUGACAGACCAACAACCCCACCCUCACCGGUGUCAACCACGAAGCUGAUAUCCCCUGAAAGACCGCUGCCUACGGCAUCCUCCACCUUGCCUCUCUACUACUCCUGCAAGAGGAAAGCCCCCAGUGUGCCCUCUGACACCGAACGCUACAUGGAACCCGCCCAUAUCCCCACCUUGAGGCGUACCGGGAUGUCAGGGUACCAGACCCCGAGGAAAGGAGCGCCGGCCAUCAUGCCCAAGCCACAGUUCAAACUAGCAGGGGGCGUGGCCGCUCACGCCCUCAUGCACCGGAAGUUAUCCAUCGAGCAGGAGAAACUGGAACAGGAUUACGCCGACAUUGACGCCGAUCUGAGGUCCCAGAGUCAGUACGAUUUGUUGGUCAGAUCACAGGGUCUCCGGCCGGACAACUUGUACGUGAAUACUCCCAAACUCAUACCAAAGAUGUCCAAGUGAGAGGGCAACUGUUGAAAUCAUGCUGCAGGAGCGGUGUCCUCGGGGGAAUCUGUCCUAACAUGGGCUGGAGGAAAAGGAUUUGAAAGAGGGCGCUAUUAGUUUGUUCCGAGUUUGCCAUAUGGAGGGACAGGGGGACAGAAUCUCCUGCCACACCGGCUUUGGAAGAGCCAGCACUAUCCUGUAAAAAGUCUUCCCUUCUUUUGUAAACCCUUACUACUCCUUCAUGAAAUUUUGGGGUGAAAAUGAAGAGGGCUUUCGAGAGAAAACUAAUGGUUUCAAAUUACCAUUUUUACUAAACCCAUAAACUAUACACUCACUCACUUGAGCCCGGUUUAUACUUCCUGCGAAUGCAAAUGCGAAUGCGAAUACAAAUGUUGACGUCACAAAUUCGCAACGAAUA
This is a messenger RNA of Asterias rubens (European starfish), 3833 nucleotides long. RefSeq names its product low-density lipoprotein receptor-related protein 4-like. Lineage: Eukaryota; Metazoa; Echinodermata; Asteroidea; Forcipulatida; Asteriidae. Bases 116 to 3433 code for a protein of 1105 amino acids. The transcript has 16 exons. The record is from RefSeq and is a predicted model, not a curated record. Gene Ontology annotation, molecular function: calcium ion binding.